AUGGCUGCACAGUCAGCACCGAAGGUUGUGCUAAAGAGCACCACCAAGAUGUCUCUGAACGAGCGCUUUACUAACAUGCUGAAGAACAAACAGCCGAUGCCAGUGAAUAUUUGGGCUACCAUGCAGCAGCAGCAGCAGCUAGCCAGGGCCAGAAACAGAAGACUGGCCCAGCAGAUGGAGAAUAGACCUUCUGUCCAGGCUGCUUUGAAGCUCAAACAGAGCUUAAAGCAACGCCUCGGUAAAAGUAACAUUCAGGCACGAUUAGGCCGGCCGGUGGGAGCCCUUGCUCGCGGAGCCAUGGGAGGAAGAGGACUGUCCAUGGGGCAGAGAGGCUUGCCCCGAGGAGCCAUGCGUGGUGGCCGGGGAGCGAGAGCUCUGCUGAGAGGAGGAAUCCCACUCAGAGGUCAGAGCCUGCUUCGUGGAGGACGAGGGAUGUCCCCCAGGAUGGGCCUGAGAAGAGGUGGCAUUCGAGGUCGUGGCGGCCCUGGACGGGGUGGUCUGGGCAGAGGCGCCAUGGGCCGCGGAGGGCUUGGUGGCAGAGGUGAUCUUGGACGGAAGCGGCGCGGGGAGCUGACGCAGCACGGCAGAACCCGAAGUCGCGGCAGAGGACGGGGACGAGGAAGAGGAUCGGCGCGGCCUGCGUUGACCAAGGAGCAGCUGGACAACCAGUUGGACGCCUACAUGUCUAAAACGAAAGGACACCUCGACGCCGAGCUGGAUGCUUACAUGGCUCAGACAGACCCGGAGACAAACGACUGA
Messenger RNA from Opisthocomus hoazin, 759 nucleotides. Lineage: Eukaryota; Metazoa; Chordata; Aves; Opisthocomiformes; Opisthocomidae. The record is from RefSeq and is a predicted model, not a curated record.